Cloeon dipterum is the source of this 2546-nucleotide messenger RNA. It is a transcript of the gene CoRest, whose product is annotated as CoRest. Lineage: Eukaryota; Metazoa; Arthropoda; Insecta; Ephemeroptera; Baetidae. Gene Ontology annotation, molecular function: transcription corepressor activity. The record is from RefSeq and is a predicted model, not a curated record. Gene Ontology annotation, biological process: regulation of transcription by RNA polymerase II; negative regulation of DNA-templated transcription. Gene Ontology annotation, cellular component: histone deacetylase complex; transcription regulator complex. The coding region runs from base 157 to 1683 and encodes 508 amino acids. The transcript has 9 exons.
ACAGGAGACGCUCGCGCAGUUCGCUAGAGUUUCGGGUGAGUUUGCGGCUGGAGCCCUUGGUGUCUGCGUUUGAUACGCGAACGGCGCGAUUUCGGACGGGACACUCGCCGGACGGCUGCAGAAAGGCACCUUGAUUGUAGACACUUGGACGCCACGAUGGUGUUGGCCGAGCGGAACGCCGACAAGCUGAGGAACGGGGGCCGCUCGAGGGGCACCAGCCCCAAUGGACACGCCACCGGGUCCAGCUCCGAGGAGGAGCGAGGUGAGUGGAAGGAAAAAAUUCGCGUUGGACGUGACUUCCAGACUCAAAUCCCACCUCUCAUCCCAUAUGCGGAGCGCAAGCCAGAGGAGCAAUGUUUUGAGCGUGCCCUUCUUGUCUGGUCGCCUGCUAGUGGAACUAUUUCUGACCAAAAAUUGGACGACUAUAUCACCCUCGCCAAGGAAAAGUAUGGCUACAAUGGCGAACAGGCUUUGGGAAUGUUGUACUGGCACAAACAUGACUUGGAGAAGGCCAUUCUAGACUUGGCUAACUUCACCCCUUUCCCUGAUGACUGGACCGUCGAAGACAAAGUCCUUUUCGAACAGGCGUUCCAGUUCCACGGCAAAAGUUUUCAUCGAAUCCGCCAAAUGUUACCAGACAAAACCAUAGCCAAUCUGGUCAAGUAUUACUACUCGUGGAAAAAGACGCGGAGCCGAACUAGUUUGAUGGACAGAAUGGCGCGCAAGGUGGCGGCCAUGCGGGAAGAGGGAGGCAGCGAAGUAGGCUCUGAAAUGGGUUCAAACACAGAUUCCGACUCUGAGGACAAAGUUGGUGGGAAAUGGACAAUUCACCGAGGCAUCAGGCGCAAUAGUCGCUCGCCACCCCCCAGGAGCGGAAAUAACGACUCUGAGGGCGAAGGCGGAACUCGCUCCACUUGUGGAAACUGUGAAAUCAGCUGCAGCACAACACACUCCACUCCAAAAGGAUCUCUUUGCACAACGUGCUACUCCUACUUCAAUAAGCCAUUCCUAUCCAUGAAAUUCAUUCGUGCUCACAGACGCACUGGAGGACUGAGACCGACAACUGGACCUAUUAGGCGCGAGGGCCGUCCGAUUCAGCACAACUUCUUACUGCGCAACAAGCGCAAGCCACCGCGCGGCAUGUACAUCAAUCACGAUGAUUUGGUUAGCAUGGCCACUGGUCCUGCCGGCCAGGGAGAGAACAUGCUCAAGGCCAUGGACAGGGAAAUCGUGUCCCUCAAGCGGCUGGUGCAGCUCAACAAGCAAAAAAUUAGCGGCCUCAAGAAAAACACAAGUGAAGGGAUUGACGAGCUCCGACCAGCAGAGUCAACUACAAGAAUUAUCUCCCGCUGGGCCAACGAUGAGCUUCUGCUUGCAGUUCAAGGAAUACGGAAGUAUGGAAAAGAUUUCAAAGCGAUUGCUGAAGUGAUUGGCAACAAAACUGAAUCACACGUGAGAACUUUCUUCAUCAACUACAGACGCCGCUACAAUCUGGAUGCUGUGCUCAAAGAGUAUGAAUCUGAAAACGGUCCAAUAGUCGAGGAGGAGAGAGACGAAAAAAUGGAGGUUGACGGCGUUUCCUCUGGCAGCGAGGCUGGAACUCCUGCCCCUGCCUCCCCAGCUCCUGCAGCUAAGACAUUGAAGAGCAACACAACCCUGGCAACCGUCCCACCUGCCAAGUGACCUCGACGCCACGCCCUCCUUGUCCCAAAGUUGAAUGAUCGAGACUUUGGCUAUUGAGAACGCGAGUGGCUCCUGCUAAUUUUUUUUAAGAUCAAAUCAUUUGAAGCUUCAGUCAGCUGCCUGAGUAUUAGCAUGAAAAGGUAGCUGGAAACCUUAAAUUCCUUAUAAGAGGCAUAUCUUGGUGCUGCUGAGCCCUUAAGACCGACAUAAAUUUGAAAUUUGUUACCGUCUGAAAGCCCCGUAAAAGUGCGAGCGACGCUGAAAACUUCGUUGCUGUAACUUUUUAAUUUGUUCCAUUGAUUUCCACUUUAAAACCAAAGCAUCUCAACGUGAAAACGUGUUUUUUCUAUCUGCUUAUCAAUCUUAUUUCAGUUGAUUUAGCGUGUUAAGUGUUUUGUUUCCCAUUUAGAAAGGUAUUUCUUACUAAACAUGUACAUUGCUUGACAAGCUAGAUACGAAUGUUUGAUUGAAUAUGUUAGAUGAAUAUUUUAGUCACAGAUUGUAGUGUAGGUUCACAAUUUGCCUUAUUGGAGUGUAAAAAAUUAAGACAGGUAUAUAUUUGAGGAUCAACUUGUAUGAAUCACUAUAAUUUUAAUUUUACGAACACUCACAAUUUAUCAGUAAUUUCUGCUGUGCUAUCUGUUUUUGUACAUAAGCUAAUUAAUUAUUAAGUAUUUAUUUUACACACAUAUUCCAAGUAUGAGUACCUUCAAUAAUCACUCAUGAUUACUAGUGCUGAAGUAAACAAGCAUUUUUAUUUGGAAAACGUCCUCAUGACUAUGAGACAGCAUGAAACACCUGUAAGUCACGUUAGACGCUUACAAGUCUUUUUUAAUAAAUUUGCUCUGAAAAUAAUAUUAAAA